This is a messenger RNA of Oppia nitens, 580 nucleotides long. RefSeq names its product 40S ribosomal protein S12-like (gene RpS12). Gene Ontology annotation, biological process: translation. The record is from RefSeq and is a predicted model, not a curated record. The coding region runs from base 63 to 491 and encodes 142 amino acids. NCBI's taxonomy places the organism in Eukaryota, Metazoa, Arthropoda, Arachnida, Sarcoptiformes, Oppiidae. Gene Ontology annotation, cellular component: cytosolic small ribosomal subunit; ribosome. The transcript has 4 exons. Gene Ontology annotation, molecular function: structural constituent of ribosome.
CUUUUCCUUGUGUGCUAUGCUAUAGAUUUUGUUUAGUUAAAACCACUGAUAAACUGACGACAAUGUCGGACAAUGAAGGAGAGACUUCGGCGCCCAUUACAGCGGCCGCACCUAUUCUUGACGUGAAUAUGGCUCUACAAGAAGUCUUGAAGACGUCAUUGACUCACGACGGUCUGGCCAGAGGUCUUCACGAAGCGGCCAAAGCAUUGGAUAAACGACAGGCACAUCUGUGCGUUUUGGCCACCAAUUGCGAUGAACCGAUGUAUCAGAAACUCGUGGAAGCUCUCUGUGCUGAACAUCAGAUCGAUUUGAUCAAAGUUGACGACAACAAGAAGUUAGGCGAAUGGGCCGGUCUUUGCAAGAUUGACAAAGAAGGGAAGGCACGCAAAGUGGUUGGAUGUAGUUGUGUUGUCGUUAAAGAUUACGGCAAAGAGACGCCAGCCAUGGAUUUCCUCAAAGAAUACUUCAAUUCUAAGAAGUCUGGCGUAUAAUUUGAUCACUAUUUGUAACUAAUUUUUGAGUAAAAAAAUAAAGUUGUAUUGAAUUAAUUUGUUGAUCAUAUUAUCAUUUUGCUUAUCCU